AUGGAUACAAGAAUGUGCUGGAGUCGGGAGAACUACGGAGCAGGAUGCCGGUGGGAGUUGUACAGUGGGAUUGUGAGGGCUCAGCCAAAGGAGGAAUUGAGGGGGGACUGUGCAAGGAGCUGUGAUGGGGAUGAAAUCCUCACAAAGGAAGCGUUGAAGAAGAAGCGUAUUGGAAGCAGCAGAGAGAUAUUGACCACAGCAAGGAACUCACUUGGUUUGGCAGCCAUGAAGCGAGAUUUUGUUUUCCCUCUUCUCCUCAUUGGUCUCUUUCUCUUCGAUCAAUCCAAUGCCUCAUACGGAGGGUUUUGCACGACUCGCCUGAGCUUGAACCUGAGAGGAGGAGCGGAUGCCGGCGUCCCAGGCCUCAACAUGGAUGCGAUGAACUCCAUGUUCACAAACCCAGCGUUCCAGCAGAUGGCUCAGAACUUGAUGAACAACCCUGAGUUCAAGCAGAGGAUGGACGACAUGAUGAAGAAUGAGACCCUGAUGAAGGAAUAUGCCAAGAUCGGAGAACAGGCAUCCGCCUCCUCCUCUUCCUCUACCUUUUGCUGA
Molecule: messenger RNA, 552 nt
Organism: Guillardia theta CCMP2712
Lineage: Eukaryota; Cryptophyceae; Pyrenomonadales; Geminigeraceae
Exons: 6
Coding region: 1-552 (183 amino acids)
Source: RefSeq, a predicted model, not a curated record